AUGUCCGGUCGUGGUAAAGGAAAAGCUAAGGGCACCAAGUCCAAAAGCCGCUCAUCCCGAGCAGGGCUUCAAUUCCCAGUUGGUCGAAUCCAUCGUCUUCUCCGCAAAGGCAAUUACGCCGAGCGAGUUGGCGCCGGUGCUCCAGUGUACUUGGCUGCUGUGCUGGAAUAUUUGAGCGCUGAGAUCCUCGAGUUGGCGGGCAACGCUGCUCGUGACAACAAGAAAACUAGAAUUAUUCCCCGUCACCUUCAGCUGGCUGUGCGUAAUGACGAAGAGUUGAACAAACUGCUCGCCGGUGUCACCAUCGCACAGGGAGGUGUUCUUCCCAACAUCCAAGCGGUACUUCUACCCAAGAAGACCGAGAAGAAACCCAAGGCUUAA
This is a messenger RNA of Stylophora pistillata, 381 nucleotides long. RefSeq names its product histone H2A. NCBI's taxonomy places the organism in Eukaryota, Metazoa, Cnidaria, Anthozoa, Scleractinia, Pocilloporidae. Gene Ontology annotation, cellular component: nucleosome. Gene Ontology annotation, molecular function: protein heterodimerization activity; structural constituent of chromatin; DNA binding. The record is from RefSeq and is a predicted model, not a curated record.